This is a messenger RNA of Folsomia candida, 1614 nucleotides long. Its product is annotated as pleckstrin homology domain-containing family A member 3. The transcript is spliced from 6 exons. Gene Ontology annotation, biological process: retrograde transport, endosome to Golgi; endosome organization; receptor recycling. The record is from RefSeq and is a predicted model, not a curated record. Gene Ontology annotation, cellular component: early endosome; recycling endosome; trans-Golgi network. NCBI's taxonomy places the organism in Eukaryota, Metazoa, Arthropoda, Collembola, Entomobryomorpha, Isotomidae. The coding region runs from base 269 to 913 and encodes 214 amino acids.
GGUUCUCAGAUGUCGUGGCAGCGGAAAUGGAACUUCAUCUGUCAAAUUCUUCUGUUUACAAAUAACAUUCGUGCAACUUUGAACUUUUAGUAUUUUCAAUUUCCACGGACAAAUAGUUUGAUAUAUAAAGAAAUCUGUGGCUGCCUUGACAUACAAUAUUUGUCUUCUGAAUCCACGUCCUACCCAAACAUACUUCGAGCAAUCAAAUGUCCAAAAAGCGAAAUUAUUAUAUCUUGAAUUCCGUCCUGCGUCUAUUGACCAUGUCACUAUGAAGGGGAUUUUGCUGAAGUGGACCAAUUAUUGGAAUGGUUGGCAACCCAGGUGGUUUAUUUUAGAGGAUGGUAUCUUGUCAUAUUAUUCCUCGGAAGAGGAAGUUAAUCAAGGUUGCAAAGGAAGUGUGUGUGUCAGCGCUUGUGACAUCAAUGUGCAUCAAACAGAUAUUCACAGAUUAGACAUAGUUAUUCCUGGAGAGCAGCAUAUUUAUGUUCGAGUGGGGUCUCCUGGUGAAAGGGCAGGGUGGCUGGUGGCGCUGGGAUCUGCAAAGGCUCAGGGUCUUGUUUCAAACAUAAGAACAAGGAAGACUUCAGAAUCAUGCUCCUCGGCUUGUUCGGAUUUAGCGAAAGGAAAAAAGUCAGAACUUAGAUUAUACUGCGAUUUACUGAUGCAGCAAAUUCAUUCGAUAAAAGAAGCGGCGAAUGGCGAGAAUGGUCCUGACGUGAAUAAACUGGACGAAUCUACAAACCUCCUCUCUGCCACAUGUGAUACCUUCAUUAAGACAUUGGAUGAGUGUUUGACGCUGGCCGAUGCAAACCCUACAUACGUUGCUGGGAAUCCCGUUUCUCAUUUAACUUCUGCUAAUGGGAAUUUGUCAAAGGGCAAAUCUAAAUCUAUUGUGCAUUCCAAUUCCAAUUAAAAUGGCGCUUUGCCAAGUGACUUUAUACAAUUAAAUUAAACUUCACACCAUUACAUUAUCCAAUACCAAAGCGUUUUUGCCAAUGAAAGUCGAUGACAGAAUGCAGAUUUAUUUAAGUAUAUGGUGUAACGUUGUUUUGUUUAUUUUAGUAUUUUUUUUAAUAUCAGAUUUCCUGGAACGAGUCUCAUUCUCAUGUUAGAGAGCAUACAGAAAACAUUUUUAACUUAUUAAUAUUAUGCCAAUAACUUUCCUCCAAAGAUUUACAUUUGGUCGAAAGCAAUAACAAAAAAUGCAACACAUACUCAAUGUCAGUAUUUUUAAGAGUGCUUACUUAUUAGUGAGUGUUACCAAAUACCUAGUUCAUUAUCAUUGUAGGUUGUAGACUCCUAUGCACAAUGUCCGGACAUAUAUGCAAACUUUUACAAAUGUAAAUCACACAAAUGUACUUAAAUACUUUAUGGUGCUUAUUUGUAGGUAACGAAAUUUGAUUGACAAUGCAUCUAUGUAUACAUACAUUCCAGUUUUAUUUUUGUAGAAUAUAUCUUUUAGACUUUGAUUUGUAAUAACUAAAAUUCGCACAGUUAAAUAAACCAGAUGUAUGUGCAAUAUAGAUACUAAAUGUACUCUACAUACUAAAGUAUGCACGGUAAUUUGUAGCUGAAACAAUAUUAAAUCAAGUUGAUUAUAUGUACUUCUAAAUA